AUCGCAUUCUCCCGGGGUUCUGUAGUCCUGUUGUCGUCCUCUCUCGUUGAUUCUAACGGCGGCUCAGUCUCCCAGCUAAGACCGAACAGAGCAGCUCCUAUCGUCAGAGGCGAUUCAGCGGAGACCGACGGGAGAAGGAAGGAACCGAGAUCACACGCCGCGAGAGAUAGAAGAUGGAUGACGACGAAGGGAGCAGCAGCAGGGUGGAGACCGCGAAGGCGGACAGAUCGGUGUGGCUGAUGAAGUGCCCGGUGGUUGUGGCCAAGUCGUGGCAGUCCCACCCGCCCUCCGACCCCACCCCCGUCGCCAAGGUCGUCCUCUCCCUCGACCCCCUCCGCCCCCCCGACGACCCGUCCGCUCUCCAGUUUACGAUGGAGAUGGCGGGGGCAGAGCCCGGGCAUGUUCCGAAUAGUUAUUCAUUGAACAUGUCGAAAGACUUCGUUCCGAUGUGUAUUUUCUCGGAGACGAGCCAAGGUAAGGUUGCAGCGGAGGGGAAGGUGGAGCAUAAAUUUGAUAUGAAGCCUCACAGUGAUAACAUCGAGGAGUAUGGCAGAUUGUGCCGUGAAAGAACUAGCAAAUCAAUGGUUAAGAAUCGACAGAUACAGGUAAUUGAUAAUGACCGAGGAGUGCACAUGAGACCCAUGCCUGGAAUGCUGGGUAUAAUAUCAUCAACUACUAAGCAGGACAAGAAGAAAACACAGCCUGUGAAGCAAUCAGACAUGAAACGUACCAGAAGAGACAGAGGGGAAUUAGAGGAUAUAAUGUUCAAGCUCUUCGAGAGACAACCUAAUUGGGCCUUAAAGCAGCUUGUUCAGGAGACUGAUCAGCCUGCGCAAUUCGUGAAGGAGAUACUGAAUGACCUCUGCGUGUACAAUAAGAGGGGAGCGAACCAAGGAACCUACGAGCUUAAGCCCGAGUAUAAGAAGUCCGUCGAGGAUACUGGUGCUGAAUAGUGUUGGGGGAGCAUACUCAUUUGUUGGUCAAAUGAAGAAAAAUCCUAAUACCCCUUCUUCAGCGUUUGUAUCAUUAAUAUUAGGAAGUGCAAACUUACCUGGAGAGUUACCUUGGGGAGCCAUUAUGCUUUUGCAUUUAUGAAUUUUACAUACACAGUUGAGUGGAAAAUCAUAAUUUGCCGAGCUUCCUUCCCAUUUUCAAGGUUGCCUUGAGUA
Molecule: messenger RNA, 1169 nt
Organism: Punica granatum (pomegranate)
Lineage: Eukaryota; Viridiplantae; Streptophyta; Magnoliopsida; Myrtales; Lythraceae
Source: RefSeq, a predicted model, not a curated record